This is a messenger RNA of Acanthoscelides obtectus, 369 nucleotides long. The record is from the annotation of a GenBank genome assembly. NCBI's taxonomy places the organism in Eukaryota, Metazoa, Arthropoda, Insecta, Coleoptera, Chrysomelidae.
AUGCUGUUCAAUGUAAAUCUUGCUCUAUACAUAUAUUAUCAUAAGUCAUGUGGUAACAGGGCAAAGUUGUUGCCUGAUAGAAGUUAUAAUUACUGUUGUGGUACUGGUGAUCAAGUUCAUGAUGAAGAUUUUGCUGGACUAGAUCCUGGAUUUCAACUUAUUUUGAAAAGGCUUGACCAAGUAGAUGCGUCAUUGAGUGCAAUUAAGUCAGAUAUUCAAUCCUCCAGCAACAAGCUAACAGAACUUGAAAAAAAGGUUGAUACACUUGAAGAGAUUGUUACUGGUGAGUCUUUAUAUGAUGAAAUGAAAGAUAGGAUGAAUAGAGAGAAGAACUUUAUCAUAUAUAACUUUGAUGACUCAGUGAACUGA